AUGGGUUAUUUCCAAGUGUUAAUUAAUCCAGAACACGCAAAGUACACCGCUUUCAUUACACAUAUUGGUAAAUUUGAAUAUACUAGAAUGCCACAAGGUUUAGUCAACUCUCCAUCCACAUUCGCAAGAUUGAUGGUCGAAAUUUUUUGGAAAAAUCAAAAGUUUAUUACAAUACUUUGA
Dictyostelium discoideum AX4 is the source of this 180-nucleotide messenger RNA. RefSeq lists its product as hypothetical. The record is from RefSeq and is a predicted model, not a curated record. NCBI's taxonomy places the organism in Eukaryota, Evosea, Eumycetozoa, Dictyosteliales, Dictyosteliaceae. The transcript has a single exon. Bases 1 to 180 code for a protein of 59 amino acids.